AUGUCUGAAGAGGAGUCGGCUGAGGCCUCCGGACACAGGAUGUUGGAGCAGGAACCACAGAACGUGGUACAGCGUGUGGUGGCCCUGCCCCUUGUCAGGACCACCUGCACUGCAGUCUCCGGGGUCUACGGAGCAGCCAAGGACAAGCACCCGCUGCUGGGCGCCGCCUGCCGCCUGGCGGAGAACUGCGUCUGCGGCCUGGCCACCUGCGCCCUGGACCACGCCCAGCCGCUGCUCCACCACUUGCAGCCCCAGUUGGCCACCGUAAAUGACUUAGCCUGCAGGGGCCUGGACAAGCUGGAGGAGAAGCUGCCCUUCCUCCAGCAGCCCUCGGAGAUGGUGGUGACCUCAGCCAAGGACGCAGUGACCAGCGGUGUGACAGGGGUGGUGGACCUGGCGAAGCAGAGCCGUCGCUGGAGCGUGGAGCUGAAGCGUUCAGUGAGCCACGCCAUGGACGUCGUGCUGGGCAAGUCCGAGGAGCUGGUGGACCACUUCCUGCCCAUGACAGAGGAUGAGCUCGCGGCGCUCGCAGCCGAGGCUGAAGGUCCGGAAGUGGCUUCAGUGGAGGAACAGAGGAAGCAUCAGGGCUACUUUGUGCGUCUGGGCUCCCUGUCGGCUCGACUCCGCCAGCUGGCAUACGAGCAUUCUCUGGGGAAACUGAGGCAGAGCAAGCACCGUACCCAGGACACGCUGGCUGAGCUGCAGGAGACGCUGGAGCUGAUUGACCUCAUGCAGGGUGGGGCCAGCCCUAUCGUCCCCGCCCACCCCGGGAAAGUGCAUCGGCUCUGGGGAGACUGGAACCAGCAUUCUCCAGAGAAUGGCCGGCGCCGGAGCCAGGUGGAGCUGGAGACGCUGGCGCUGUCGCGCAGCCUGAUGUGGGAGCUGCAGGGCGCGGCGGACGCGCUGCAGACGAGCGUGCGGGGCCUGCCGCCCAGCGCGCAGGACAAGGUGGCCGAGGUGCGGCGCAGCGUGGACGCCCUGCAGGCCGCCUUCGCCGACGCGCGCUGCUUCGGGGACGUGCCCGCCGCCGCGCUGGCCGAGGGGCGGGGCCGCAUGGCGCGCGCGCACGACUGCGUGGACGAGCUGCUGGAGCUGGUGCUGCAGGCCGUGCCGCUGCCCUGGCUCGUGGGGCCCUUCGCGCCCGUCCUCGUGGAGCGGCCCGAGCCCCCCGCCGACCUGGAGGUGCUGGUCGACGAGGUGGUCGGGGGCCGGGACCCGCGCUGGGCGCACCUGGACUGGCCGGCACAGCAGAGGGCAUGGCAGGCCGAGCACGGGGACGGCCCGGGGAGCCAGGGGGGCGUCGCGGAGGAGGAGGCCGAGUCCCCCAGCCGCCCGGUCAGACACACGCUCAUGCCCGAGCUGGACUUCUGA
This is a messenger RNA of Elephantulus edwardii (Cape elephant shrew), 1371 nucleotides long. RefSeq names its product perilipin 5 (gene PLIN5). The record is from RefSeq and is a predicted model, not a curated record. The transcript is spliced from 7 exons. Gene Ontology annotation, cellular component: lipid droplet; cytosol. Gene Ontology annotation, biological process: lipid storage; positive regulation of triglyceride storage. NCBI's taxonomy places the organism in Eukaryota, Metazoa, Chordata, Mammalia, Macroscelidea, Macroscelididae. Bases 1 to 1371 code for a protein of 456 amino acids.